This is a messenger RNA of Fusarium coffeatum, 3693 nucleotides long. RefSeq lists its product as uncharacterized. Lineage: Eukaryota; Fungi; Ascomycota; Sordariomycetes; Hypocreales; Nectriaceae. The record is from RefSeq and is a predicted model, not a curated record. The transcript is spliced from 11 exons. Gene Ontology annotation, cellular component: membrane. Gene Ontology annotation, biological process: transmembrane transport. The coding region runs from base 1 to 3693 and encodes 1230 amino acids. Gene Ontology annotation, molecular function: ABC-type transporter activity; ATP binding; ATP hydrolysis activity.
AUGACGGUUACACUCGAGCUCGAGGGUGAUACGAAAAAAGAAGACAAGAAAGAUUCAAGCUUCAAAUACUAUUUGCGCGUCUUUACUUACAAUGAUCGCUUGGGAUGGAUCCUCAACGGUGUUGCAUUUGUCUGUAUGAUUGCUGCAGGUACAAUCCUGCCCCUUAUGGACCUUGUAUUUGGAAAGUUUAUCAACGUUUUUACCAAUUUCGCUACUGGCUCCUUGUCACCUGCUGGAUACCGAACUGAGGUCAGCAAGUACAGCUUGUACUUUAUUUAUCUCUUUAUCGCAAAGUUUGUUCUGACCUAUAUUUGGACGAUACUCGUUUCCAUUGCGGCCAUCAACACUACCAAAUCGCUUCGUGUUGACUUUGUCCGGAGCACCCUCCGUCAAGAGGUAGCCUUCUUUGACUCUCCCGCCUCUUCGAUACCCGGCCAGAUCACAACAAAUGGCAACCUCAUCAACCAAGGAAUCUCUGAAAAGUUUGGCAUUACAAUUGCUGCCCUCUCGACUUUCGUUUCUGCUUUCAUCGUAGCCUUCGCCGUUCAAUGGAAGCUUACUCUGAUUGUCCUUGCUAUCAUUCCAGUGAACCUGAUCGUCACUAUCAUAUGUGUCGCUAUUGACACUGGGUACGAGUAUGCCAUGUUCGAUGUCUACUCGAGGUCAAGUUCCUUGGCCGAGGAAGCCUUCUCGACCAUUCGUACAGCUCAUGCUUUCUGGGCGUUUCCAAAGUUGUCCAAACGCUUCACAGAUACCCUCCAGGAAGCAAGGAGGAUUGGCCAUAAAAAGUCAUGGGUAUACAUGGUCCUGUUCCCCACUGAGUUCUUCUGCAUCUUUGCAGGAUAUGGCUUGGCUUUCUGGCAGGGAAUGAGGAUGUACUCGGAGGGUGAGAUCACUCAGCCAGGAACGGUCGUGACUGUCAUCUUUGCUGUUCUCGUUGCUGCUACAGCACUCACUCAGAUUGCGCCCCAGACGAUAGCCAUCUCUAAAGCCACUGCCGCUGCCCAGGAGAUGUUCGAAAUGAUUGAUCGCAAGUCGCAAAUUGAUGCGUUAUCCCCACGAGGUGAAACCAUACCUGACUUCCAGGGCAAUAUCCAAUUCCGCGGGGUCCAGUUUGCAUACCCCUCUCGUUCUAAUGUCACGAUUCUUCACUCGCUUGACCUCGACAUUCCUGCUGAUCAAACAACGGCUCUUGUUGGUGCCAGUGGAUCUGGAAAGAGUACGAUAUUUGGACUCUUGGAGCGUUGGUAUACGCCAAGUCGUGGAUCAAUCACACUGGAUGGACGUCCUGUUGAGAGCCUGAACCUGCAAUGGCUUCGAACGAAUAUUAGAAUGGUUCAGCAGGAACCAACCCUGUUCAGCGGUACCAUCUUUCAGAAUGUUGUAGAUGGUCUGACUGGCACACCCAUGGUCGACCUCCCAGAGGAUGAGAAGCAAAGGAUGGUCGUCGAGGCCUGUAAAUCCGCAUAUGCCCAUGAUUUCAUCGAGACGCUGCCCAACGGCUACGAUACUUGGAUUGGCGAGAGAGGUGCGUCAUUAUCCGGCGGACAAAAGCAGCGUGUAGUCAUUGCUCGCAGCAUCAUUUCCAACCCCAAAGUCUUGAUGCUCGACGAAGCCACCAGUGCUCUGGACCCAAACGCCGAAAAGAUCGUGCAGAAAGCUCUCAACAACGUAGCCAAAGGCCGAACAAUGAUUGUCAUUGCGCACCGUCUAUCUACGAUUCGUGAUGCCGACAACAUCAUAGUCAUGGCCAAGGGCGAAACAAUCGAAAAGGGCUCCCAUCAAGAACUGAUUCAGCGCGGUGGCACAUACUCGCGUCUCGUUCGCUUACAGGAUCUUGGAAAGGGUGGCGAAUCUUCAGAAGAGGAGGAAAGUGAGACAGACAAGGAAGAAACAGCUGCUGGUCUUGAUCCUGUUUUAUCCCAUGCUUCUCAGCAUGCUGUAGCGGAUAUCACACGAAAAGACGGAGUCAAUUACGGGCUUCUUACAGGACUUUGGCUCGUUAUCAAGGAACAGAGGCCAUUGUGGUUCUCCUGUUUCGUUCUAGUCAUCAUCUCCAUAUUGGGAGGCGCUACGUAUCCGGCACUUGCUAUCCUCUUUUCGAGAACCAUGAAGGCAUUCGAGACAAUUGACGUCAGCGAGGCAAACUUCUUCUCAUUGAUGUUCUUUGUAGUCGCUCUUGCCAACUUUGUUAUAUAUGCCGUGGCUGGCUGGGUUUGCAAUGAAAUCGGCCAACAUGUCAUGACUGUAUAUCGAAGUGAACUAUUUGAUAACACCCUCCGACAAGACAUGAUCUUCUUUGAUGACCCCGACCGUGGAACUGGCGCUCUCGUUUCACGACUGGCCGCUGAACCAACAAGUCUCCAGGAAUUACUAUCCAUGAAUCUAUCACUUAUUAUGAUCAACCUAGUUACCGUCUUAUCUAGUUCAGUACUAGCCAUCGCCUAUGGCUAUAAGCUGGGUCUUGUUCUUACACUUGCCGCCUUGCCGGUGCUCGUUGGUUCGGGAUAUGUAAGGAUCCGACUUGAAUACAAGUUUGACGACGACACCGCCGGACGGUUUGCUAAAAGCAGUGGUCUGGCUUCGGAGGCGGUCCUGGGCAUUCGAACCGUUUCCUCACUGGCAUUGGAGCGAGCGGUAAUCGAUCGAUAUAGCAAUGCCUUAGAAGGCCUUGCUAAGGAGGCUAUCGGAAGCCUGGGUUGGAAGAUGCUUUUCUACUCCUUCAGUCAGUCUGCAUCCUUCCUUGCCAUGGCACUAGGAUUCUGGUACGGUGGGCGUCUUGUUUCCACGGGCGAGUAUACAACAGAUCAAUUCUACGUGAUCUUUAUUGCCGUCGUCUUCUCAGGGGAAACAUCAGCAAUGUUGUUUCAGUAUACCACCAGUAUCACGAAAGCACGAACUGCCAUCAACUACAUCUUCGAGCUCCGGCGCCAAAAGGUCCUGCAUGAUAAUGCGGACAAUAGUCCUGGAAGUGAGAAAAGUUUGGCCGAGAAGGGUAUCGACAUCUCCUGCGACAAGAUCGCUUUUGCCUAUCCUCGCCGCCCCAAACUGCAAGUACUUCGAGGCGUGGACAUCGCCAUCGAAUCUGGCAAAAUGAUUGCCCUCGUUGGAGCCUCUGGAUGUGGCAAAUCCACUAUGAUUGCACUGCUUGAACGCUUCUACGACCCAACCAGUGGUAUGUUACAGGCAGAUGGCCAGGAUAUCAGGACAAAAGACAGGCGACUACACAGGCGAGACAUUGCUCUUGUGCAACAGGAGCCAGUUCUGUACCAGGGUUCAAUUCGGGACAAUGUCUCCCUUGGUAUCGAAGAGGGUAACCCAUCCGACGACGAUAUUAUUGAGGCUUGUAAACAAGCCAACGUAUAUGAGUUCGUCUCUUCUCUUCCUGAGGGUCUCGCAACACCUUGUGGCAACCAAGGUUUGUCGCUCUCUGGAGGUCAAAGGCAGCGUAUCGCAAUCGCCCGAGCCCUUAUCCAGAGUGAAAAGGUCGUCAAGGAGGCCUUGGAUCGAGCAGCCGAAGGAAGAACAACGGUUGCCGUUGCACAUCGAUUGAGCACGAUCCGAGAUGCAGAUAUCAUUUGCGUUUUCUCGGGUGGCAAGAUUGUCGAGAGAGGGAGACAUGGAGAUCUCGUUGCGAAGAAAGGUCUAUAUUACGAGAUGGUGUUAGGCCAGUCCUUAGAUAGGGAGGCAUGA